Messenger RNA from Esox lucius (northern pike), 1049 nucleotides. Its product is annotated as piggyBac transposable element-derived protein 4-like. The coding region runs from base 19 to 864 and encodes 281 amino acids. The transcript has 2 exons. The record is from RefSeq and is a predicted model, not a curated record. Lineage: Eukaryota; Metazoa; Chordata; Actinopteri; Esociformes; Esocidae.
UUUACAGCCCAGCAAGUCAUGGAACAGAUCUUCGAAAGUGAUGAAGAUGCUGCAGCAGAUUCUGGCCCGGAUGACUUUUUUACUGACGAGGAAGAAGAUUUCAUCGAUGGAAUGGAUCGAAUGGAGGAUGAAAUACACCUCAGGUCCUUGAAAUUUGGAGCCUGUGGGACCAUCCGUGAAGGAAGGAAGGAGGCUCCAAAAACCAAGGUCAAUGCCCUGACCAGGAAGUCCCCAAGAGGAUCCCUGAGGUGGAUUAGAGACGGCGACCUCCUCUUCACAAAAUGGAUGGACAACAGGGAAGUCUCAAUGUGCUCCACCAUUCAUCCUGCAUACUCAGGUGACACAGUACAGAGAAGGCAGAAGAGCAGGGAAGGACACUGGGAGACAAGUCACAUUCAAAUCCCAACCCCAAUCAUAGAGUACAAUAAGUACAUGGGAGGUGUUGACUUGUCUGACCAACUCAUCCAGUACUACUCAGUGCACCACAUAACCAAGAGGUGGUACAGGACCCUCUUCCUCCAUUUCCUGGACAUUGCUAUUACCAAUAGCUACAUCCUCCACCAGGAGCUGUGCCAGAGUGCACAGAGUCGGCCCCUGACACAUGAGGCGUUUGUUGAGCAACUUGCAGCUGAGUUGUGUGGGGUGACAUUGGCUGUUGCUGCCACACCAAAACUAACCGGACAUACCCCUUUGCCUACCAGAGAGACAACUGACCAAAGCUCGAGGGCCACAGCUGGACGCCUCAGGUGUGAGCUCUGCAAGCGAAAUGGUGUAAAGAAAGACACUCCCUGGAAAUGCGGUGAAUGUGAUGUGCCACUCUGUUUGCUUGCAGACAGGAACUGCUUCCAUCUGUGGCACAGCUAAAAAGACUAUUUGUGGGUGCUCAUUUAUUUUUGAGUAAGACCUGAUUCAUGGUAACUGAUUCAUGUAAAGAGUUAUUUUUUCUUUUUUUUUUCACAGAACAUUUAGGAACUGCUUCCAUCUGUGGCACAGCUACAAAAUACUUUUUCUGUUUACCUAUUUAUUUUUGGGUAAAACAAUUUAUCCCA